CCACCGGAGGCUCCGCCCCUGCUGGUGGCGGAUCCCGGGGCUGCUGGGAAUCUGGGCUUCCGGUUGGAGAGCGUUGGCGUCUAUUCAUCCAAGGCAGCCACUGAUCUUGAGAGCAGAGAGAUGUGCCCACAUCCCGCUAGACCAGUAGAGAAGGGGCAAACGCCUAGGCCCGGUGUGCAUCCUGCCUGAGUGCGCGUGGAAGCUGGACUCAGCACUUCCUGUGGGUAUACUGCAGCCCAGAGACAGUGAGUGACAUUGCUGUGAAAGCCCGCAUGCCCAAUAUGGCAGAGACUAAAGAUCCCGUUCAGCUUCGACUGCUCAGCCUGGAGCUCCUGAAGCAGCUUUGGGCUGGGCACGAGGCCAUGUGUCGCUCAGUGGCCAGAGCAGCAUCAAAGCCAAACCUGGAUUGUAGCAGCAACAACUUGCCACUGUCCCAAGAAACUUCUUCUGCUUCCUCAGUGGCCCACAGCUCACAGGACAAAAGACAUAUGUGGGAUCCACUGGACAGUCAUCGAGGUGACACGUUUGAUGUGGCCUGGUAUGACAAGGUCAGCUCCAGGGUGGCCUCUUUCCCACCUACCAAAUGCCAACACCAGGAGCCCCAGGAAGGACUACAGCCCACCUCAGUACCCUUGCUAGCCACUCAAGGUCUGAAGGGCCCAGUGUCUUUGGGAGGACUAAAAGGACUGGGGCCUGACAAGACACAAGUCCCGAGGUCCAUCCUGUCACGACUAAGCAAGCCAUCUAAGCCCAAAGUGACCUUCUCCCAGGAGUCUGAAAUGCCUGAGAGCAGCUGGCACUCUAGGCCAUACCUAGGCUGUGAUCAGAUUGCAGGGUCCCUGGACAGUAGCCCUCCAGUCACUAGUGAACCUGAGGCCUUCUUCUCCAUGCUGCAGAGGUUUCGAGAGAACAACGAAGAGGAUUGUGUUUGCAACUCCCCUGAAGCUGUAUUCCCAGGCCUGCAAGAGAGCAGUGGUGUGGAAGAGGACCACGAGUGUGAGUGGACACUUCCACCAGUUCACUCUGAGCUGUAGACUCAGGGAUGGCAGCCUGGUGUCUAAGCA
Mastomys coucha (southern multimammate mouse) is the source of this 1064-nucleotide messenger RNA. It is a transcript of the gene Miip, whose product is annotated as migration and invasion inhibitory protein. The record is from RefSeq and is a predicted model, not a curated record. Lineage: Eukaryota; Metazoa; Chordata; Mammalia; Rodentia; Muridae. Gene Ontology annotation, biological process: negative regulation of G2/M transition of mitotic cell cycle; negative regulation of cell migration. The coding region runs from base 273 to 1034 and encodes 253 amino acids. The transcript has 6 exons.